Saccostrea echinata is the source of this 7699-nucleotide messenger RNA. Its product is annotated as nuclear receptor coactivator 2-like. The record is from RefSeq and is a predicted model, not a curated record. Gene Ontology annotation, cellular component: nucleus. The coding region runs from base 16 to 5487 and encodes 1823 amino acids. The transcript is spliced from 23 exons. Gene Ontology annotation, molecular function: nuclear receptor binding; protein dimerization activity. Lineage: Eukaryota; Metazoa; Mollusca; Bivalvia; Ostreida; Ostreidae. Gene Ontology annotation, biological process: cellular response to hormone stimulus; positive regulation of transcription by RNA polymerase II.
AGAUAGAUAUUGCUUAUGAGUAGAAUGUCUGAAACAGCAAAGGAGACUGAAACAUCUGGAAAUGAUGAAAGGAAACAGGUGUUGAAAAGCAAGUGUCUACAUGAGCGUCGCAGGCGUGACCAGGAAAACGCCUAUUUUGAGGAGUUGGCAGAGCUGAUCUCGGCGAGCGUGACGGAUAUGAGCGCCCUCUCUGUGAAGCCCGAGAAGAGUGCUAUAUUACAGGAAAGCUUAAACAAAAUCAAACAACUCAAACAAGAGAAAGCUUCAUCAGACGCAGUUCAGCAAAGCCAGGUGUCCUCAAGCAAGCCCUCAGUCCUCCCAACUGAAGUCCUUGGUCCUCUGCUACUUGAGGCUUUAGAUGGUUUUCUUUUUGUUGUGAACAGUCAAGGGAAGAUAGAGUUUGUGUCUGAUAAUAUCACCGAGUACUUACAGUAUACUCAGGAUGAUCUGAUUGGGAAGAGUGUGUAUAACAUCAUACACAUUGGUGACCAUGACCAGUUUAACUACAGCCUGCUGCCCAUGUCACUGGGGAGUGUGAUAUCAUGGCCCAGUGAAUCUUCGCUAGCAAAAGGAAGAACAUUUAAUUGUCGCAUGCUCAUUAAACCCCCAUAUGAUGAGAAUGAUGAUGUAGAAACUAAACAGACGUAUGUGUCACAGUAUGAAAACCUCCAGAUAUCUGCCAUUUCACAACCCGGAGAAAAGUUUUCUGAGGGCUCGGAAAACUCAGAAGGGUUGUCGUGCCUAGUGUGUAUUGCACGACGCCUCUCCUUCAACGAAAAGACUAAUACCAUGCUGGGAAUUGAACAGUUUACAACAAAACAAGAUAUUAAUGGAAAAAUAAUCUCUCACGAUACCAGUGGAAUUGUACCCGGUCAUUAUUCCUGCCCUGAUUUUACUGGUCAAAAUGUUCAAGAUUUCUGUCACGUAAACGACGUUCAGACUUUGUCAAAGCAUUUCCAAGAAGUUUUGAAGACAAAGAGUAAUACCAGUAGUGUGUACAGAUUUAAAUUACAAGACAAUCGUUAUGUCUUUGUGCAAACACGUAGUCAGCUUUAUGAUAACGGAAACCAUGGAGACACAAGCUUUAUUAUGUCCACUCAUUCGAUUAUACGAGAAUGUGACUCUGACAUGGAGCUCAAAGGCUCAGCGUCCACAAGUUUAAUGAAAUCCAUUAUUGGGCAGUCAAACACUUUAGUGUCCAACAACCAAAGAGAGCAGAACUCGACACAUGGAUUACCAAACAAUAUUUCUCCAAUGGCGGUGUUAAGUGCUAUUAAUCAACCUUUUCAGAACACUAUAAGCCAAACUAUAGAGGAUGUCCACGAUCAGUUCGAUGCAUCCUCCAAUAGCUGGGACUUUUUAAGUGAUUCAACAUUCACUGGAAAUUCAGGGCUGGGAGGCUCUAACCCUGUUCCCCAUAACAAAAACAAUUUUACUACAGGAAAUUCUGCCAACCUGAAUAGUUGGCAUAACAUGCAGCCACAAGUGAAGAUGGGAAACUUGCAACAGCAGCAUCUGGUGCGGAAUGUUUUAAACAUGCAGCCACAGCCAAACUCUGAAAAGCAGAGGCAGCUGUCACUUAACUUUCCCCGUAGUAACUCUUUGGAAGGCGGAGGUCAGAAAAGUCCUGGAUUUGCCUCCAGUCCUAGCCCUAGAGGUAACCAGUAUCCCCCAUCAAGUCAACGUGGUAUGCAUGGUGCAGUGGGCUUCAACAGUCAGAGAAGCCCAGGGAAUAAUAUGGGACAGAAUCCUCGUAUGUCUCCUGCAUCAGGAGGAAUGGCAUACCCCAUGCAAAGAACUCCUCCUAUCUCAUCAGUGAGUCAGAAUUCAUGGGGGCGUAUGCAGCAUAGUGGGGGGCAAUUUUCAGCUCCUCAGACUCCGACCAGUAGCAUGAUGUCUCCACCUGCAGAGGGUCACCUUCAAGCCUUGCACAACAUUGGAGGAGGAAUAAGUCCCUCCAUGCGACGGUCUGGGGAAUUUACUUUUCCAUCCCCUUCUCGACAAGGUAAACUAAGUCAGCUGUUGUCUGGCAGCAACCCUGGUCCUGAUUUAUUUAAAAACAGCUCAAUGGAGUCUGUACAAUCAUCAAGUAAAGAACGGACAAGCACUGAUAGUGUGGUGACCAAAUCCCCAGCUGACAGCAUGCAUCAGUCACCGCAGCCCGGACCAGGUCAGAGUCCUCCUGAAAAACCGCAAAGCACCACAAACUCAGAUGAAUCUGAGAAAGAAGCACAGAAAAACGUGAUCCUGAAGCAGCUUCUGAGUACGGACGAUGACGAGGAGGAAUGCAAUGAAGCCGCACCUACAGAGGAUACCAAGGCAACCGAGAACAAGGCAGACAUGGAGAAAAAUGAGGCCGAGCCAAAGAAACCAUCUAAUGCCCUGCUGAAGAAGUUACUCAGCGAUGAUGGUGAGAAGAAAUCAGAUGGUAAAGGCAGAGAUCGCUCACGACAGCCCUCUGGGGACCUGUUACAGAUCCUCCUCAAUGAGGAAGAAAAUGGAUCCUCCCCAGUCAUAGCUACUGCUGAGAGUACUAGUCAUGAAAAUGAUCUUUUCUCACGUCAGCGGCAUCAGUCAGGGCCUCAAGAACCUCAGUCAACAACGCCAUCUACCUCUGUACCUCAAUCCGGACUGCCUCCAUACUCCCAGGAUCAUCGCUCGGCAUCAACGACAGCAGUCAGCUCUGCUAAUGAUGCUGGCAAAAAGCCAGACGCACUGAGUUCUAUACUGGAAUGUCUUUGGGACAAAGCAGACACAGAUCCAAUCCAGAGACCUAAUAAUAGGAAGCGAAAAGCAUCUGGUGCAGAUGGUAGUGUUGAUAGCACAGACAUGGAACUGGGCAUGCCCAGCCAACAAGUGAAGAUGGUCAAUAACUCUAGAAAUAAGAAUGUAUUGCUUGCUCAGUUGUUGUCAAAACGGACCCCAAGUGAGGCUGUGGUGAAUACUGGAAGAUUAUUGGUGAAUAGUGACCCAUGCGAUACCCCACAGAAUCGCAUCAAUAUACAUGAUAAACAGCUAAGUCUGAGACCCAUUGAUUCAAAGCGAUUAUCAACAGAGAAGGAAAAGGAAAGUCUUAAAGACGGAUUACAAGGGUUCCAGACUUCAAAUCAGUUUGGAAGUAUGGAGACCUCUGUGAAAACUAGUAUAGGAAACUUAAAUGUUGCAACUAGCAUGCACACUUCUGUAAAUACAAGUGUAUUCAAUGGAAAUAAUGUUUCAAAUUCUGUGUCUUCAAUGUCAAGUGACUAUGAUGAACUUCAAAAAAUCUUAGGAGGAAUGGGGUCCAACAAUGGGAAUAAUGAUUCUAUGUCAAAUCCCAUCUCUGGGAUGGAUAUGGAAGCCUCAGGGACACCAGACCCAUUGUUGGCGGAAAUUCUGAAGCAAGCAGCAGACUUGGAGCAAGAACACAUAAAUGUACUUCAUGGAAGCAACAGUAUGCCUAAUCUUGGUCAAGACAUUAGCUGCAUCCCCCAGAGUGGAAGCGACAUGCACCCUGUGCCAUCAUCGGAAGACCUGCAGUUGUUAUCACAGUUGGAACAGGUGAUACAAGAUCCAAAUUUUAACAUUGGGUCCAUAUCUGGACUCGAUCCAGAUCCACAACAGUCUGAUGACCGUGCAGCCAUCCGCAGAAUUCAAAACCAGUUGAUGAGUGAGGAUCCCUUCCCAGGAGGGUCAUCUAUGGGACAGAUGAACAAUAUGGGACAAAACCACACCUCUCAGGCUCCCAUCCCACAACAGAACAAUUUUGGGAUGGUCAACAACCAGCAACAUCCAAUGUCAAGUCCUAUGGGGGGUGGGAGCAUUGAUAUGCAGUUCCAGCAUAUGCCCAACCAGCAGUCUCCACUCCCCACCCAGGCUGGGCCACGUUUCCCCCAGGGGCCCCCAAAAUUCCUUCCUCAAGGACCUCGACACACAAAUCCUCAAGGAGGAUCCCUUACCAGUGCCUUACAGGGUGGAGGCCCACAAACACAGAGACCCAUGGGAUUUCCCUCAAUGGCUAGUCAAGUUAGGCAGUCUCUCCUUCAACAGCAGAAGCUGAAGCAGCUGAGGGAGCAACGCCAAGCUGCUCAGCACCAAGAGAGGCAACGGCAGUUAAUGCAACGACAACUUAGUCAACAGUUCAACCAGAGAUUUCCUCCAAACAUGGAGAACACGUCCUUGCAGCCUUAUACAGAAAGCUUGAACGACCUUCUGAACAGUGGAUCAGCUCCCAACGUCACUCUGCAGAGGAACCAGAUCCCAGGUCCAAUGUCCCCUAGGUUUAGUGGAAUGCAGCACCAGCAACAACAUCCCAACCUCAGUCAGCUUAUCCGACCGGGACCCUCCACCCCCAACUCCCAGAUGUCACCCCACUUCAAUCAGCAACCCCAGAAUCAGUGGAACAUGAGGCAGCAACAGCCGCAGCAACCGGCCAUGCAGAGCCCGAUCAGCAGCAACGUACCUAAGUCAAACCCUCUGUUGAUGAAUCGUCACCGCUCAUUCUCUGGAGGGACAAUGACCAGUAAUAACCAGGGCGGUCACUUUCAGUUCCCUGACCAGAUGGGUAACUCGGGACAGAUGGGUCUACUCCAGCAGCAGCAGCAGCAGACAAUGAUGGCCCACAACAGGGUGAUGAGGCAAAUGAGCCUCCCUCCAGGCCAUGCUUCUUCACCAAGGGCACCUGCUAGUCCUUUUGGGAAUAGUCCAGAUCCUCUCUUAAUGUCCCCUCACUCCAUAUCCCCUCGCCAGAACCCCCAAACCAGUCAGGUCAGCCCGCCAUUUAAUCAUGCCUCUUCAAUGGCCAGUUCAGUCAUGCCACAGACAUCAAUGGCAAACAGUCACCCAGGCAUGAUGAGUCAGCAGAACUCGGUGUUUCAGGACUAUGAUAUGUUAGACAGUAAGCCCAUGCCGAUGCAGCAGAAAUCAACAUCACAGUAUGUAAAGGAGGAGCUUAGAAAUAUCUGUAACGCCCGAUCAGAGAAGCAGCUUCAGCAGCAGCAACAACAGCAACAGCAGCAACAGGGGAUGUCACAUGCCCUGCCCCCACACCAACCCCCCUCCUCCCAGGCUGCCCCCUCCACCCCCCAGUCACAGAUCUCGUCAGAUUACAGUGAACUCCCUAACUACAUCAUUGAGCAGAUAAGCGAAAUGCAGCAAGAGCACCAGGCGAAGUCAGAAUUUAAUUUCGACAAUUACAAGGAAGAUGACGUGUUAGCUGUAAAACGACAGGAAGCCAAAGAAAUUUAUGAGCAGUUCAGACAACUCUCAGAGAAAACGGAAUUAGUAAUACCAGAGAACCCAGAAAUAAAGGCGACAGCUGUGUUUCGUACACAGCUCAUGAAUCCCCAAAAUGCCGACAGCCCUCAUCUAGCCAUCCCCGAUGAUCUUGGGCGCCUUAAAGCUGACCAAGUCCAAGUGGUCGCUAAGGAACCAAGGGGAAAUAUAGAAGAUAUUAAACCUGCAGACCACAGCAAGAAUAGUCUGCUUCAACAACUCUUGUCUGAAUGACAUAGGGCCCCCCGUAUAGGAAUAAUGUCACCAAAUGUGUAUAAUGAAAUUCAGGGAUAACAAACCUUGGGUGCCUGUAAGGCACGAUAAAAAUGGCCAGUGUUAAAUGCCCAGAUCUCUACAGAAGAUCGUCAUGGUAACAAGGCUGUGAUGAGAAAAAAAACUAUGAUCUCAAUUUUAUUUGUUGGACCGCUAGACCAGGAAUGGCAGAUUCUUUUUCUAUUUUCAUUUUCUGAAGUGACUUGUGAAGGGCGUGAUAUUUUUGUUCUGGAGAAAGACUUGAAGCACAAAGUGCCUGCCAUAUUUAACAUCCAGGGAACUAACUCACGUGACUUCUGAUUAUUACCUGUAGUGAGCAUGCUCCAAGAUGGGAGUUUUACAAUGGACCGUCAUACGGCAGUGUUUUAAUAGAUAUAAUCUACAUAUGGUUGUUCUGAAGAUAAAAGACUUGUGAACAUUGAAUUUUGGCCUCUAUAUUUUUGUAGACACAUUAAAUGACUCUACCACAAGGCUGUUUCCUCAGAGAAACUAUUGGCCUCUCAGAGGAAUCGGAUUUAUUUUUAUCCACGAGUAUGGAGUGGAUCUAUUUUUAUCCACUACUGUGGAGUGGGUUUUAUUUGACGGGUAACAUAAAAAUUAUAGUCCCAUAUUGUUGUACAUGGGACUGAUGGACUUUUUGUUAAAGAGACACAGAUUUUAAUGUUGUUUUAUUCACCGUUAUAAACUUUGUGUAUCCUUGAAUAUUGUGUAUGCAUAAUGUUUAAGAUAUCUAUAGUUACAUUAUAUUGUUUUGACUUGUCACAGUGAUAGCCAACACAAACUUUAUCAUCAGAUAUAGGAAUCUAUAUAAUUGUUGAAAUGAAAUGGACUUGUACAUGUUGUGAAUGCUGCAUAAUGUAAUUUGUUGAUUAUUGUAAGUACAUUGUGUAUAUAGAUUCUGUGUACAGGAAUUCAGAUGGACUUUGUGAUGGUACAAGAUGUUGUUUAAUGGUUCUGUAUGUCAGAGGAAACGCUGGAGGGAAAGGCAAGAGUUAUGUCCCUUCAUUUGCCUUAUUUGGGUGAGGGCUACUAUUCUUGACCUUGACCUUUGUAAUUCUGGUGGUGUAAAUGCAUAACAAUUCAUUUUUUGUAAAUAUGUACAUUUUCAACUGUAUAAGAUUUCAUCGCCUGAUGUUUUUUUCAUUGGACACAUUGCCAUGGGAAUUCAUUCUUACUUUGAUGUUGUUAGAUCAGUUCAUGUGUAGAAACUAGUGUCAGUUGUGUACAAAUAUUUUUAUUAUGAGGCAUAUUUUCAGACUAGAAGGGUGACAUUUUGGUUGUAUGAAAAAUAAGCGCAUCAAUUUAUCCCCAUGAUUUUACAUGAGGAGACUUGACCAAGUUGAGUUCCCACUGAAUGUAGACACCAGUGAUUUUUAAACAGAAGGCCUUUUUUUCGUUAUUUCAUAGCUUUGUGUUCUGUCAAAAAAAGUCAAAUUUCAAUCUAAACCAUACAGUUGGUUUCACUAAUCUUAUGUGCAAUGUGGUCACUGUCCAGUUUUUUGAGAUAUUUACGAGCUAAAAUUUUUACUUACUAGUAUUUAACUGUACUACAUUAUAUAUUGGGAAAGAGCUUGAUACAUGGAAUGAUAAUUUGUGAACCAAAAUUUGGAAAGCAUGAAACAGAAUUUGUUAAGAGGUAAUUUUUUUUAAAGAGUUGUGUGAAUUUUGAAAUCAAAAUGUUUGCAGUAGAAAUUUAGAGAGCCAGAUAAUUUUUUUUUUUUUGAAACGGGUUGAUAUGAUUUGCUCAAUUUUUUUAAAAGUCCAUAGCUAUGAAAACAUAGGGUGACAUUUUUUAAAGUUGUUUUAUUAAGAUUUCAUAGUUGGCAUUUUCUCAUAUCUCAACUAUUACCUGGUUAGUAGGGAGAUGCACACUUUUAAUAAUGGCCUUUUCUCAUCAUCUCCUAUUAUGCACACAGAAAAAAAAAAUUGAGGUGCCCUUUAUGCAGUAGGGUUCGCCCUUGACUCUUUCAACUUUUCCAUUCUGGUGAUGUUAAUCAAUCAAAUUUACUCCUUUUAUAUGGAUAAGUCAAAACUAAGAAGACAAUUUUAGUUAUAUGGUGAUGCUUCAGUCAGUACCCGGUGAUAGACACUUCUUAAUUAUUCCAGUUUGUUUCUGCGAAAAUUAGGCUGCAUAAUCAUCUCAUUGCUUCUUAUUAUAGACAUGUUAACAAAA